AUCAAUAAUGUCUCCCUACCCCCAUGCUUUGAACAAAGCUGUCAUUACUCGUCUGGAUUCUGACAUCAUGAAGGCUCUUGUGGGUUUGAUUAUAGUAAUGAUUGUGGAUAAAGGAUACUGCACAGAAACAGGAGAUCAAGUUCUCUCAAUCACCCCAACUACACAGGAGCAAGUGGACAUUGUGAAGAACGUGUCCAUCCAAUAUGAGACAUCUUUAUGGCAGCCUGCUUCACCUCAGUACAUCAAGGAAGAGACGACAGUCCACCUGUUUGUUCCUGCAAACAGCUCAGGGGACGUCACGGGUCUGCUACAAAAACACGCCAUAACACACACGGUUUUACUGGCCAACACCAACGAGUUGAUUGAAAUGCAGACGAGGAAUGUCUCCACAGACCCACGAAGCAGCUCAACGUUCUAUGAGCAAUAUCACAAUCUGGAUGACAUCUAUUAUUGGAUAAACAGGAUGACACAGGACAACCCCAGCACGGUCAAAGUUAUUCUCAUUGGCUCCUCAAGUGAAAAGCGACCACUGUAUGCUUUAAAGUUGUCUCUAAACAACAGACCAAAUAAAAAAGCAAUAUGGAUCGAUUGUGGAAUCCACGCGAGAGAGUGGAUUGCUCCUGCUUUCUGCUUGUCGUUUGUGUACUAUUCUAUAUCAUUUUAUGGUAGAAACCAGGACAUUACCAACAUACUGGACAACAUGGACGUCUACGUGCUGCCCGUCAUGAACCCUGAUGGAUACGAGUACACAUGGACGACAAACAGGAUGUGGAGGAAGAACCGCUCCGUCAGCAAAAGCAACAACUGCAUUGGAGUCGACCUCAACAGGAACUUUGACGCCAAUUGGUGCACUGAGGGGGCCUCUCCUGAGCCCUGCAGCGAGAUCUACUGCGGCACCUUCCCCGAGUCUGAGCCUGAGUCGGAGGCCGUGGCCAACUUCCUGCGCAGCCACAAGGAUUCGGUCCAGCUCUACCUCACCAUCCACUCCUACUCUCAGAUGCUGCUCUUCCCGUACUCAUACACCUUGGAGGAAGCAGAGAACCACAGGGACCUGCUUGAGAUGGCCCAAGAAGCAGUCCAGAAUAUCAAAAGAUAUUACAGGAACAACUAUAAAUAUGGGGCUGGAGCAAAGACAAUAUACCUGGCUCCUGGGGGUUCCGAUGACUGGGUGUACAACCUGGGCAUCAAAUACUCCUUCACGUUUGAGCUGCAGGACCGCGGGAAUUACGGCUUCCUCCUGCCACCCUCUCACAUUGCCAGGGCCUGCAAUGAAGCUCUGAUCGCUGUGAAGACCAUUGCUCUGAAGGUUAUUGAGAAAACGCAAGAUCCCCCAGGUUCUUCUCGGACUGCCUGAGCAGUUGAAGGGUGGAAGUUCCAUAUGUUGAGCCAUUUCUCGAGAUUCUUUUGAAUAUUUGCAUAUACUAUGAACACAUAUACAGUCUCAAUAAACGGAUUGAAGUUA
Paralichthys olivaceus (Japanese flounder) is the source of this 1462-nucleotide messenger RNA. RefSeq names its product carboxypeptidase B2 (plasma) (gene cpb2). The record is from RefSeq and is a predicted model, not a curated record. NCBI's taxonomy places the organism in Eukaryota, Metazoa, Chordata, Actinopteri, Pleuronectiformes, Paralichthyidae. Gene Ontology annotation, biological process: proteolysis; fibrinolysis. Gene Ontology annotation, molecular function: zinc ion binding; metallocarboxypeptidase activity.